Candoia aspera is the source of this 1250-nucleotide messenger RNA. It is a transcript of the gene CTSK, whose product is annotated as cathepsin K. The coding region runs from base 92 to 1093 and encodes 333 amino acids. Gene Ontology annotation, cellular component: lysosome. Gene Ontology annotation, molecular function: cysteine-type endopeptidase activity. The record is from RefSeq and is a predicted model, not a curated record. Lineage: Eukaryota; Metazoa; Chordata; Lepidosauria; Squamata; Candoiidae. The transcript has 8 exons.
UCCUGCAAUAGCCAGGCCCUUGGUUUUUUGCUCUCGGCGGGGCAGGACCUCGUAUUUGCUGGGGAAAGACCAAUACCUGGGGCACGCAAGAAUGUGGUCAGUCAUCCUUCUGUUAGCCACAGUGCUGGCCAACGUGGCAGCGGUGGCAUCAUCUCCAGACAAAAUGCUGGACUCUCAGUGGGAGCUUUGGAAGAAAACCCACAGGAAGGAGUACAGUGGCAAGAUGGAAGAAGUUCCCCGAAGGGUCAUAUGGGAGAAAAACCUGAGAUACAUCAACAUCCAUAACCUGGAAUUCUCCCUGGGAAGACACACGUUUGAGUUGGCUAUGAACCACCUGGGGGACCUGACCAGCGAGGAGGUCAUCCAGACCAUGACUGGGCUUAAAGUGCCUCCAUCCCGUGUCCAGAAUAAUGAGACUCUUUACAUCCCCGACUGGGAGAAGCAGGUCCCUGAUGCUGUGGAUUACCGGAAGAAGGGCUACGUAACCCCGGUCAAAAACCAGGGUCAGUGUGGUUCUUGCUGGGCGUUUAGCUCGGCUGGCGCUCUGGAGGGGCAGCUGAAGAAGAAGACGGGCAAAGUGCUCAACCUCAGCCCCCAAAACCUGGUCGACUGCGUCACCAGCAACAGCGGCUGCGGCGGGGGGUACAUGACCAACGCCUUUGAGUACGUGAAGGAGAACCGGGGGAUCGAUUCGGAUGAUUCCUAUCCCUACAUAGGCCAGGAUGAAAAUUGCAUGUACAACCCCACUGGCAAGGCCGCCAAGUGCCGUGGUUACAGAGAGAUCCCGGAAGGAAAUGAGCGGGCUCUGAAAAGGGCCAUAGCCCGGAUCGGCCCCGUAUCCGUGGGCAUCGAUGCCAGUCUGCCCUCCUUCCAGUUCUACAGCCGAGGUGUGUAUUACGACGAAAACUGCAACGCUAGUAACAUCAAUCACGCCGUCCUGGCAGUGGGUUAUGGAACGCAAAAGGGCACCAAGCACUGGAUCGUGAAAAACAGCUGGGGGGAAGAAUGGGGUGACAAAGGCUAUGUCCUCAUGGCCCGGAAUAUGGACAACGCCUGUGGAAUUGCCAACUUAGCCAGUUUCCCAAAGAUGUGACCAGUGGCGGCCUGAUCUGGUACCAGAGCCUGCUCCUUGGCUGGCCAACGGCUGGGCUCCCGAGCUGACGAGAGGGACCAAUGACACAGAAAAGAGCUGUUUUGCUUCAUAUGUGGGGCUGAGCGCGUAUUAAAAAGAUUUCCUUCCAGUUUUUUUU